Messenger RNA from Anastrepha obliqua, 2871 nucleotides. It is a transcript of the gene TAF1B, whose product is annotated as TATA box-binding protein-associated factor RNA polymerase I subunit B. Gene Ontology annotation, molecular function: RNA polymerase I core promoter sequence-specific DNA binding. Gene Ontology annotation, cellular component: RNA polymerase transcription factor SL1 complex; RNA polymerase I core factor complex. The transcript has 5 exons. The coding region runs from base 85 to 2838 and encodes 917 amino acids. NCBI's taxonomy places the organism in Eukaryota, Metazoa, Arthropoda, Insecta, Diptera, Tephritidae. Gene Ontology annotation, biological process: RNA polymerase I preinitiation complex assembly; nucleolar large rRNA transcription by RNA polymerase I. The record is from RefSeq and is a predicted model, not a curated record.
CAUUGUAACUGGUCGAAGCAAAAAAGAAGAAGAGUGUGAAAUUGAAAAAUUUAGAUUUGUUCCUAUUAAAAUAUCUGCAUUACAAUGGAAGAUGGUGCUGAACUUAUAACUGAUCAAAAUUUGAGUUGCAAAGUAUGUGGAGAACGGCAAUUUACCCUACGUGAAGGUUUCUAUUAUUGCCAGGAAUGUGGAACAAAGCAGGAGCAAGUGCGCGCUGUCGAAGUGGAACGCGAUGAAGACUUCCUGCAGGCUAAACACGUGAAAAAGCAAAAAAUCCAUGCCGUUAAAACUGAAAAACCUAAUCUCACUUCUUGGGAAUGUUAUAAUUAUAUACUUCGCGGUCUCGUCAAUGAUCUGCUGUCCCUUGGCGCUAAGGAAGAGUUGAAGUUAAUGACCCUCCAAUUGUGGGCCGCUUAUUUGCGCCGCAGCGAAGUGGCCUUCUUUAACAAAAAACGCGUUGAAUUACCUAAACUAGGAUUUCGGUUCCUACAAAGAGAUGCUUCUGCUUUGUACAAUCACGCUCAUAAACGUCGAGCCCAGAAGCGUAAGCGUCGCAGAACUGAUGACUCGGGCGCAUCCAUGGCAAGCAGUGAAUCGGCAAGUGCACGCGAAUUUCGUAGAUGUCGACGAAAAUUGGAUGAGUCUUCGUACAGCCUAAAUUCAUCCUUAAGUUCUACGGGUGUAUCACAGACUACCAUGUCUUCGGCGAAUACCUCAAGCACCGGCACCACAAGUCACGCAAUUAAAUUACAGUUUUCGGCACGUGCCCGAAAACGUUUAAAAAAACGUAUGCCAGUAAAACAUAUUGAAAAACAUGCGUUAGAUGCUGAAGGUAAUUUGAAUUGUCACAACAUGAAACCAUUGGCAAGAUCAAUAAAUCGCACGGAGCACGCUUUGCUCACAAUGAAUGUACGACAAAUCUACACUAUACUAGGCAUAGCGUUAAAUUUAAUUGGUGAUGAAAUACAGUUGUGUGAUUUGGUGCGAUUCAUCGAUGAGGAGCACAUAAGCACGAAAAAUGUGAUAGAAUACUUCCCGGAAAAUAUUGCGAAGCAUGGCAAAAAAUUGCUGCAAGAAAUUCAGUUUUACAAAUAUCCUACUAAAUAUAGUGACAAGGUGCUUCGAGAGCACAUUGGUUUAGUUUCAAAGUUCAUAAACAUACGCGAAUUUAAACAGCCUGAAAUGAUAAAACUAACAGAGCGUUAUGUGACUGAACUAAAUCUGCCACCAGACAUAUCCACUUACACAGAGCAUCUAAUAAAUUUGCUGCCACCCAAAAUGAGCACACGCGUUAGUCAUGUAUAUCCCGCCUACGAGGCACGCACUAUGGCUUACAUAAUUUUCGUGCUCAAGUUGUUAUUUGGCCUCGAUGGUCAUACUGAGAAUAAGGUAUCGGACGCAGCAACUAAGGUCAAUCACUGUCUGCAAAAAUUAUCUGAAGAAGGAUGCAGCUCAAAUGCCAAGCUCUCACAGCCGCCCUUACUAUUUGUAUGGAAGGAUUGGGUAGAUUAUGUGGAAAUGCGCAAAGUUAUAGUUGCGCAUUACAAUUCAAACUUUUGUCGACAAUUCAAGCAGCACCAGAGCACAGCACAACUUUUGAAAGAAAUGGAAGAGGAGCAGCGAACGCAAUUAGAGCAAGCUGUGCAUACGGCAGAAGGUGCCAGCGUGGAAAAUAAUGCAAAAGUCAGCACUAUGCAUCGAAUAUUUGAACAAUUUUUGGAUGAAUAUAAUGAUGAAUUGCCCGCAGAACACGUUGAAUCGAUCAUCUUUCCACCGAGUCUAACACCAGCGCAUGCCUACUUCAAACGCAUAUUACUGCAUUGUUCUAAUGCCGGAACCAGCGCUUCCUUCAAAAUUCCAGAGUUUAUGCGUACCGAUCAUAUGCAACGCACAUUAGCUCCAUAUGCGCACGCGAAGGAGCUGAAGGAGUAUUUCAAGCAGCACAAAUGGGAGUUGAAAGUACGGCGUAUGCCUUCCGUAAGACAACGCAACAGUGUGGGCAUAUUUCGGCCAAUCAACGAGUGUCAAGAGAGGAGUGGCAAGACGGUAUGCACCAAAAAGCCUGAUUUUAAUAUAACCGAAGAAAAUUGGCUGCAAUCUAUUGUAGAAGAAGAACUUAUAGAGGAGUUAGAGUUCAAAACGGAAUAUGAUAGGUACGAGAAGAAUUAUAUGAAGAAGCUACACGCAGAGGCUUUCAAGCGCCGCCAAGCUGCAGAAAAUAUAGAAGCUGACGAAAAUACAAACGAAUUUGCUUGCCCUUUUGGCGCCGAUGAUGAGGACUCAAUACCACCACCACCGGAGAAAACUGUUACAGUUAACGAAGACAUUGAUGUACGGUCGAUGCAUUCAAUUAAUGCCUUCAGUGAAUGUGACAUGGAGCCAAUUAAAAAAGCGGAUUUACCAAUUGUGCUCAAACCACAUAGAGCGCUAAAUAAUGUGCACCUUUUUGCUGAUCUCAGUGACGAUGAAGCAGACGAAGUGACUGCAACCGAAGACGAUUAUAAUAACACAACUGAAACAGCAGAGCGUACAUGUACGUUAUUGACAUCGAAUAUGGAUUGCUGGACCCUUUUGGGUUAUCCACAUCAGCUAAAUGGUUGUCAGAAAAAAAUAUUAGAAAGCAAAUUCUCACGUUCAUUCUUUUGGCUUCUCGACACAUGCGCACAGUCUAUCAACGUCGACUGGUGUGUGAUUUAUGAGGAACUGUUAACUAUCGAAUUAAUGUUUGCGUAUGGUAUUGAAGAUUUGAAUGGAUUUAAAGACUGUGUGCGGUUUAAAUACAAUCAUCCUAUAAAAGAUUUCAAUAUGUUAAUAAAUUCGUACAGAGAAUUGUGGUGAAUGAAAAUAGCUAAAUGAACGAGUAAAAUGUAA